Molecule: messenger RNA, 1760 nt
Organism: Cotesia glomerata
Lineage: Eukaryota; Metazoa; Arthropoda; Insecta; Hymenoptera; Braconidae
Product: putative nuclease HARBI1
Exons: 2
Coding region: 306-1547 (413 amino acids)
Source: RefSeq, a predicted model, not a curated record
GGGCUAUACAACACAGUGAAACAGUGGUAGUUUUCCAAUUACAGAGCAUAAUGCGACUCAGUGGCGCACAAUGCCGAAUUAUGCUGAAGCUUAAUUGGAACGUGAAUUAGUUUUCAAAUGCAUCAGCAGAGUGCGCUAAGUUCAGUGUUGAAAAAAAAAAUAUUUAUAGAGUUAGCAACCUCAUUGAUGUAUAAAUAAUGUGGUAAACAAUAAUAGUUGGUUGAAAACUAUUUAUGUUUAAUUUAAGUAAUUUGGAUUUUGAUUAUUUCAUUAACAUUUUUUUACGUUUUGAGUAAUUUUUUUAAAUGAGUUCUAAAAAAAUUAUAUACUUUUUAAUUGAAUCAUCUUAUCCAGAUGAUAGUGAUGACGAUGAUUUAUUAAGUGCUUCGAGUUUAAAUCAAUCAAUUAUUUCAUUAUCAAGUGAUAUAUUUAUUGAAAAUAUAUAUGAUAAUGAAACAGAUGAAUUAUUUGAGCCAUUAAUGAAGUAUCUAAUGACAGGUUGUCGAAAGGAAAGAGUAGAAAAUUAUCUCAAUGUAGUAAAAGCUUGGACGGAUGCUGAAUUUAAAGAAAAUUUUCGAUUACCGCGAACUACUGCAUAUCAUCUAAUAAAUGAACUUGAAACAUCGACUUUUAUUCCCAAGAAUACCUUUGGAAUGAAACCCAUCACCGCUGAAAUAAGCUUUUUAAUAUUUUUGUGGUUUAUUGCAAACACUGAACCAUUGCGGACUAUAUCAAAUUUAUUUGAUAUUUCAAUUUCAUCAACAUACCGAGUCAUUCGUCGUGUCAUAACUUGGAUUCUAACGAAAUUGGAUGAUGUUAUCAAGUGGCCUCAGACUAAUCGUGCAGUAAUCAAUACAUGUGAAGGUUUUUUCGCAAAAAAAAAUUUAUCAAAUAUCUUAGGAGCAAUCGAUUGUACACAUAUAAGGAUUGUAAAGCCUUCUGAGGAUGCAGUAGAUUAUUGUAAUCGGAAAAAAUAUUUCUCUAUAAAUCUUCAAGCAGUAGUUGAUUCUAAUAUGAAGUUCACUAAUAUUUAUUGUGGUGAGCCAGGAUCUUUUCAUGAUGCUCAAGUUUUUCGAAGAUCACCUUUAUAUGAAGAAUCUCACAAUAAUAAAGAAAACGUAUUUCCAAAUAAUACUUUUUUAAUUGGAGAUUCUGCAUAUCCAUCGCUAUCAUGGCUUGUUCCACCAUUUCGAGAUAAUGGUCACUUAACUCCUCAACAAAGAGAAUUUAAUUAUUUGCAUUCAUCUACACGAAUGUCAGUUGAAAAAGCUUUUGGACUAUUGAAAAGCCGUUUUCGACGAAUUAAAUUCUUUACUGAAUACAGAGAUUUAUCAUUUGUAUCCGAGGUUGUUACAGCUGCAUGUAUUUUGCAUAAUUAUUGCAUCGAUGUACAUGAUAAUUUUGAUAACUAUGAAGAUAAUAAUAUACAUGUAGGGAUAAAUUUAGAGGAACAUAGUUAUGAAGAACAAUAUCAAAAUAAUAAUAAUGAUAGAGAUUGUAGAAUGACAUUAUUCAGAGAAUUGUUUCCAGAUGCACAAGUUGCAUAAGUUCAAAAUAGAAUAUAUAUCUACGCUUUUCGAUACCACUUGUAAAUUGAAUUGUAAAAAUUAGAAUGUAAAAAUCAAUUGAAACGAUAAAGAAUUGUCAUUUAUUAAAUAAGUUAUUUACUGUUUAUAACCUAAUUAAAAAAAUCUCACAAAUAUGUAGUUAUGAUAGUACUUAAUAAAAUACAGAAAUGAAAAAUAAAGAAAAUUUUAAAA